Molecule: messenger RNA, 1611 nt
Organism: Lachancea thermotolerans CBS 6340
Lineage: Eukaryota; Fungi; Ascomycota; Saccharomycetes; Saccharomycetales; Saccharomycetaceae
Gene: MTG2
Product: putative GTPase MTG2
Exons: 1
Coding region: 1-1611 (536 amino acids)
Cellular component (GO): mitochondrion
Molecular function (GO): magnesium ion binding; GTPase activity; GTP binding
Source: RefSeq, a predicted model, not a curated record
AUGGUUUUACGGCGACCAAUUCAGCGUGCAAGUCUGCGCGUUAGAUUCAAUUCCACUGCACCCGACAAUGCUCCUAAAGCGUCUGAUAACGAGAUUUGGCUGCGAAAACUGAGUAACAACCGAAAACUGGCGCAUGCGCCAGAAGUUAGUCAAAAAAUCCAGCCAGCCAGUUCUAGUCAAGAUCAUAGAAACCGAUUCGAAAUUAUUUCUACUCCACCUGAUACUUCUUUUAUUGGUGUUAAAGCCCCACUUUCCGAAUUUACAAGUUUAAGUCAUAUUCAGUCAAACAACCAACGUCACGCCCAAGCCAAGAAGUUCGUCGAUGUUCGCAUCUUGAAAUGUCGAAGCGGACAAGGUGGUGACGGAGCCGUUUCAUUCUUUAGAGAUGCGGGAAGGGCCAUAGGACCACCUGACGGCGGGGACGGAGGCGAUGGUGGCAGUGUUUUCGUACAAGCCAUUGAAGGGCUAAACAGCUUAGCAAAGUUGAAAACAAGCUACAUUGCUGAGGACGGAGCAAACGGGGCCGCUAAACAGUUAGAUGGAGCACGCGGAAAAGAUGUUUUAAUAUCGGUACCUGUUGGAACAGUUGUCAAGUGGUGCCUGAAUCCAUCCGCUGUUCGAUCAUUCAUCGAAAAAUUCAAAAAUAGAGGAACUGUAAAUCUUCGGCAAUUGCUCGAGCAGAACAAAGUGAGCUUACAAUGUACUGGUCGUUUUGAAAUGGAUCAAAAGCCCUCCUUUAUACAACUUUUCCGGGAGUCUUACGAAGCAGGAGAAGGAUGGCACUUCAAAGGAAAAGACGAAGAAUAUCACCUUGAAAAGAACUGGUUCAAACAACUCAAGGAGAAAGUCAGUAUAUAUGAUCUUGAGCUAGCAAGUUCAGAACUUAGCGCUGACAAGUUCCCUCUGCUUGGGAUUGACCUCGAUAAGCCUAGCGAUCGGCCUAUAUGUUUGGUGAAAGGGGGUAAAGGAGGACUGGGGAAUAUGCAUUUUUUAACAAAUCUUAUUCGGAACCCAAGAUUCUCCAAAAUGGGGCGAAGCGGUUUGGAGCAGUUCUUUAUGUUUGAGUUGAAAAGCCUUGCUGACAUAGGACUUGUCGGACUUCCGAAUGCGGGAAAAUCGACUAUACUAAAUAAAAUUUCCAAAGCUAGGCCUAAAAUCGGACAUUGGGAAUUCACGACAACACACCCAAGCAUAGGAACAUUUAAUGUGGGGGCUGAAGGCUUUGGUUUCACAGUUGCAGACAUUCCAGGUAUUAUCAAAGAUGCUUCAAAGGACAAAGGAAUGGGCCUGGAAUUUUUGCGGCAUAUUCAACGUUCUAAGGGCUGGACAAUAGUUGUGAGCCUGGAAAGGGAAGAUCCUUUGGCUGAUCUACAGCUUCUGAUAAGUGAGUUAGGUGGGAUGGAGGAAGUCGCCAGAAAAAACGUGCUCGUUGUCUGUAACAAAGCUGACAUAGAGCCGCAUAAUCCUCAAUCUUUGGAUAAAUUCCUAGACGUUCAAGGGUUUUGUGAAACGCAAAACUGGGACAUAAUACCUAUAAGUGCAUUGAAAGGAGAAAACAUUGAUCUGCUGAUCGAAAAAAUGGCACGUUGUGCUGAAACUAGUGCGACAUAG